AUGUCAACUUCGUUACCUCUUUCCAAUAUUCAUUCCUCUUCUCAUUCCACCAUGAAAUUUCACAGAGUGUCACGUUCUAGUUCCACCACUUCAAAAAUACCACAAACGCGUGGGUACUUUGAGUUUUCACUAAAAUUUAUAGUCGAAGACGAAAAGUAUAAAGCUCAAGCAUUUUUCAAGGAGGACGUUGAUGUUUAUAAUGUUCAAAGGAGGAGGUCAACUUGGAGUUUUUUAGGAUUCAUUUUUUCUUUUAUUGCAAUUUUUACCAGCAUAAAAGUCUCUUUAACUGAUACAGCAGAUUCGCUUGUGAUGAAAGAAGGGAAGGAGAGAGACAUGACAUACUCGAGGACGAAAGGAAUUCCAGUUGUUGUAGACGGCUGGUGCUGUAUUUGCAGAUCUAAUGUAGAAUCAGGUACAAGGCAUUGUAAAUAUUGUAACAAGUGUGUACAAGGUUUCGAUCAUCAUUGUCGAUGGCUAAAUUGCUGUAUCGCGGAAGCCAAUUACAGAACGUUCAUAAUAUUCAUAAUAUCUUCUCUUUCCGUUUCCAUCAUGAGCCUUUGGCUCGCGCUUUGCGCUAUUAAUUUAUAUUUUGGCGCGGAAACGGAUGAUGAUUACUUAAUGAAUCAUUUAAUGGACAUGACAACAGUAGAAUAUUUGAGCCAUCAACAACAAAGGAGGUAUUAUAGUGAUCAUUAUGAAGAUGAAGAUGAUGAGAAUCCAUGGAGAAGACCUUAUUACCCUAAUCCAUGGAAACGAAGAAUCAUGGGAAUAAUUAGAAAAUUUUACAUGUUGACACGAUUCUGCAAGAGAAAAAGUAAGUAUCAAGGAAGAGAUUCAAGUUAUGGAUUUGAUAUACAUAGUGUAUAA
This is a messenger RNA of Funneliformis geosporum, 867 nucleotides long. The record is from the annotation of a GenBank genome assembly. Lineage: Eukaryota; Fungi; Glomeromycota; Glomeromycetes; Glomerales; Glomeraceae.